AUGUCUGUUGGACCACAGAUUCCAGAACACCUGCUUUCAAAGUAUCAAAUUCAGGAUCAGGAGGACGCUGAAAAGGACGUACUAAUUGGCCCGCAGCUAUCAAGCAGUCUAAUAGAAUCAGAGAAAAGGGUGUCAACACCACAACCAGAUUCAAAUGUGUUGCAAGAGAAACCAGAGUCACAGUUAUCAAACUCCGAAACUUUAGAACAUACUGUCGAGGAAGAUGACCCAGACGCCUACUUACCAGCUCUUCCUCCAGACUUGUUGGAAGAGCGACGAAAGAACAAACAACGGGCUGGCAACGAUAAGGCGGUACGGUCAAACGGUCCUAUUAUAGGACCGGCAAUGCCUCCCCCUGGAUACGCUGUCAAUCAAGAAGAAGAGGAAGAGGAGAAGGACAUAGUAGGUCCCGUACUACCCAGAGGAUUUAUACCAUAUUUAUAUGAAGACGAAGUCGAUGAUAAGGUGGCAGAAAUAGAAGAACGCGCAGCGAGAAUGCGUAAGCAACUAGAUUUGGAUAAUACUUCAACCAAGGAUAAACCAUUGGAACGUGGAGAAUGGAUGCUUGUUCCACCAGAAGCAAAGUUUUUGGAUGGUUCAACUACUAAUAUGAAGUCAAGACAGUUUAGAAAGAUAAGUCGCGAUCCGUCACAGGAUAAUAAUUCUCUGUGGACAGAAACUCCUGCCGAAAGAGAGAAGCGGAUAACUGACAAGAGUAAUAAGAGCCGAAAACGACAGCAGCCAAUUGCGGACGAGGAACCAACUUACUCACAAAGAGAUCUGGAGAUUGCUCAACAGGUCCAUGACUAUAAUGCUCAACACCGCGGGAAAUCUCUUAUAGAUUCUCAUACGGAAGAAUACCUAAAAUCUCGCAAAUGGCAAAAAGAAGACGUGAGCAAACUUCCGUUUGAUCGUGAUCGUGAUGUACUAGGUGCUCGGCGGAUGGAUCCAAGAAAGCGAGCGAAAAUUUUGCAAGAGGCAAAAGGAAUGGACUCUAAAUUUAUGCAUGGAAGGAGCGGGGCUUUCUUAUAA
Paraglomus brasilianum is the source of this 1032-nucleotide messenger RNA. NCBI's taxonomy places the organism in Eukaryota, Fungi, Glomeromycota, Glomeromycetes, Paraglomerales, Paraglomeraceae. The record is from the annotation of a GenBank genome assembly.